Molecule: messenger RNA, 3333 nt
Organism: Cottoperca gobio
Lineage: Eukaryota; Metazoa; Chordata; Actinopteri; Perciformes; Bovichtidae
Product: phospholipid phosphatase-related protein type 3-like
Exons: 1
Source: RefSeq, a predicted model, not a curated record
GAGAGUCACGAUGAGAUUGCGGCAGCCCCGGCCCCCAUGGACCGGUUGGAGGGCCUGGGGCCGCUGCAGAGGGAACAGGCGUCCAUGGGCAGCCUGAAGAGGGCGAGCGUGGAUGUGGAGCUGCUCGCUCCUCGCAGCCCGAUGGGGAAGGAGACCAUGCUGACCUUCAGCAACACGCUUCCACGGGCCAGCAUGAAUGUUGAUGGGGUACUGGGGGCGGGGCUGGAGGACUUGGUGCAGCCGGUGCAGCCAGUGCAACGGCGCCUAAAGGCAGUGCAGGUCCCCAUUGACCCGAUGCGCUCGCAGCAGCUGGUGUCAGAGUGGAAGCAGAAGUCAAUGGAGAUGAGAGGCCUGAGCGUGCGGGGCGAGGCGGAGCACGACGCCAGCGAGGACGGCUCCGAGGCAGGCUCUGUGGGGACCGACGAGGGGCCUGCUCAGGGCCCUGUUUACCAGUCCUCAGUGCAUUCUGGGAGGGCAUCCUCGAGUCAUAGCCCCACUCCGCCCACAGGUGGUGCCAAAGCCGUGGCGACUCCCCGACCGCCGCAGAUCCCUGAAGCAGGACCGCCACAGGUGUCCCCAAAAAGCGCGCUGACCCGGGCCAAGUGGCUUGCCAUCCGAGAGAAGACGAGCGGAGAGGCGUCGGGCCGUGGCACCACCAACCAGCCACGCCUCAUGCAGGUCAUCGCCAUGUCGAAGCAGCAGGGGCUUCUCCCCUCCUCCUCCUCGGGGGAGAAAUCCUCGGAGACCACCUCCACCUGCUCCGGCACCUCCUCCAACACCGACUCACCACACUACCGCCCCCCCUCCGAGCAGCAGCGGGAGGGGUCAGGUAUCAUCACGGUGGACGCCCAUGCACCUCACCAUCCUGUCGUCCAAGCCCCACCCUCUCUUCAAGCCCCUCCCCUCGCAGGUAAUGGUAACCCGUGGGAGUGGGGGGGAGCGACCAACGGGGCCGACCCGCGAGACACCUAUGACCUCAACAGCCUGACCCGGGGAGACUCCGCCGCCCGGGGCAGCAGCUUUCGACCGCACCGCUCCGCCUCGCCGGGUGCUGACCUGCAGGCGGAGAUGGUGGCGGAAGCUCAGCGCAGGGAGAUGGCCAUGAGACGCAAGACGGCGCUGGUUCUGCUCGAUCGAGAGAUCCGAAACCAGACGGAGCAGGAGAACUAUUAUAAGAGUCUUCAGGGACGCAGGUUCAAGGAUUAGUCUCUUACCCUUUCAAAACAAAAGCCUUACUCUGACACUGGACGCUAACAGCAGCCACGCUGCUCUGCAUCUCUGAGGCUUCAUGUGAAGAAAGUUUCCACGCUCGCCGGCUCAACUCUGAGGAUUUCUCUCCACAUUACAGGUUCAGUUCAUCUAACAGGGGGCGCUACUCUGUUACCCUCCAUCAGAAUGAAUGGCUGCCAGUGUUUAUCCGACUAGUUGUUUAAAGAAUGUACGCAGAGGGCGUUUCUUUUAUACUUGUACAUAAAAAAACGUGUAAAUAGUCUCCGGUCAUUAAACAAACUGCCGUAUGAAACUAAAGAGAAUUCACAGAGAAGUGAUGGAGGCCGAGCUACAGAUCUCUGCCCGUAACAACACUCAAUAAAAAUAUUACAGCAACACGCACAGACAGUUCUGCAGCUGCCUGACAUGAGUCAGUGUUAUGAGUCUUAAACCCUGACAUGGGUCAGCGUUAUGAGUCUUAUUAUUAAUAGUAUUAUUGUAGUACUUCCUGUUCCCUUGUCUGGAAGUCAGUUGGUUUUUGGUUAAAUGUCUGAAAUAAGGUCUGUGGUUAAAACAAGCUAAAUAGCAUUUAACGUUUUGUUCUAUGAUAUAAAAUACGUUGCUGGUGAAUUCCUGAAGUUUCUACGCAUCCUAAGAACGUUGGUUGAGAACAAGUGUCUAAAUGAAACUAAACGUCCUCACGCCGACCGUUAGCCGCCUUUAUCUGAGCGGUGGUGGUCAUGUGACCGUGCUGUAGUUCCUUUAUAGCCUAACGUUAGCUUCUUACUUCUGGAGAUCGCAUUUCGCUUUAAAAUAAUAUGUAAAUAAAAUAAUAAAAUGUUAGAAUGUGAAGCUUAUCCUGCUGAACUAAAUGUGUAAGCAUCAUAAACGUUUGUUUACCACAAAACUUAUUUUCUGCAAUAAUCUAAAAGCCAAUGAAAAAAUCCCAAAGCAAUGCUACCUUCAGGGUCGGACUACAAAAAUACGUGCCUGCAGCUCUGAUAAUUUAAACAUCACAGGAGCAGCAGACAUUGUUAGUUCAGCAGCAGUUAAAGAUGCAGACGCCCUCAGAGCUUCACUUCCUGUUUGUUGUAUUUCUGAAAACCUCUGUGAACCCUCCAGACCCACCCAGUGAUCCUGAGGUUACCUGCCCCCCCCAGUGAUCCUGAGGUUACCUGACCCCCCCCCCCCCCCAGUGAUCCUGAGGUUACCUGAUCACCCCCCCCGUGUUCCUGAGCGCGGCGAGAUGCCGCUCAGUGUUGAGCCUGAGCAAGAAGCUGUUUCCAUGGUAACGGCAUUAAAGGCACGAAGAGGAUUUAAAAGACUCUGAUUGGACGUUACCGGCUCCUGUUGUCAUGGCGCGGUUGCUAUAGUGAUUCUCAGCAUGUUUGUGUGUGUGCUGAUUGGUUCAGAGGGUUUUGUGUGAAUCUGAACGUGUGUAUUUAUGAACCACAAGAGAUUAAAUAUUUAUAAAGAUGUGAAUUUAAAGACAAACCACAGCGACAUGAAAGACUCAGUCAAGUUUACUUAAAACUUCUGAUAAUAGAAAUAUUUACAAACAUACAAAUCUUUGUCUUUUUUUUAAUUUCAUAAUUAGUAAAGAAAAUAGGGUGAAAUGUGAGGAAAAUAUUUUUUCAAGAAUCAUUGAGUUUGAGGCCACUGUUAGGAAAAAAAUAGGAAGUUCAAAAUAAAAGUGUAAUAUUUUGAAAACAAAAGUUGUGAUAUUACAGAGUAUUUAUAAUUCUGUCGUAGUAAACUAAACGGAUUAUUUUCUCCUUUUUAAAAGUCAAACACAGACACGCAACAGAAUAAAAACAAGGCUUCAGGAGUUUAUAUGAAUAUUGACCGGGUCUGUGUGUUAAUGUGUCCGUGUGUUGUUGCAUGUCCGACUGUUCCUCUCUGAGAUAAAGAGGUUUUAAUACCCUGAGAACUGAUACAUUUCCAUCUGAAUGUAAAAACAUGAAGCUUCAUUUAUCUUGAAUCUGUACGUUUUGUGACUGGAAAUGGUAAAAAGUAAAAACUGCUGCUAUAAAAACGUUUUCUCUGUCAGACUGAAGGGUGGAUGCAUGCUCGCUGGUCCUUAUGAUCAAAGUCCCAAUAAAGGUUUUUCUUGAUCAGACGAUA